This is a messenger RNA of Ceratina calcarata, 819 nucleotides long. RefSeq lists its product as uncharacterized. The transcript has a single exon. Lineage: Eukaryota; Metazoa; Arthropoda; Insecta; Hymenoptera; Apidae. The record is from RefSeq and is a predicted model, not a curated record. The coding region runs from base 1 to 819 and encodes 272 amino acids.
AUGGCGAUGAGAUCGUUAGCUCAUACGCAUCGUCGAUUUGACCGGGAUUCAAAUUUGGCGCUUGAAUAUCGGAAGUUCAUGCUCGCAUACGAACAGCUCGGGCAUAUGGAACGCGUACCGCCGUCCGAAGUCGAAAAUCCGAGAGCGUGGUAUUUGCCGCAUCACGCUGUAAUCCAAUCGAAGAUCCGGAUAGUCUUCGACGCUUCGCGAAAGACUAGUCUCGGAAAAUGUCUAAAUGAUUUUCUCAUGAAGGGACCCGCGCUUCAGAGCGAUCUAGCUUUGAUCUUGUUAAAUUGGCGACGUUACCGUUACGCUUUCACUGCGGAUGUCGUCAAGAUGUUUCGACAGAUUCGCGUCGCGCCGGACGAUCAGGAUUUCCAACGAAUAGUCUGGUCCCCCAGUCGAUCUGAUCCGCCGAUAUAUUUUCGUUCAACGACGAUAACUUACGGCACAGCCUGUGCACCAUACCUUGCGAUUCGCACGAUUCGGCAGAUAGCUAGCGAUGAGGGAGCACGGUAUCCGCUCGGGGCUUCGUGUUUGAACAACAAUACAUAUGUUGACGAUAUAUUCGCUGGAGCGGAUGAGUUGUCUGCCGCGAAAAGAAUACGGGAGGAAUUAGUUAGUAUGUUGAGGGCGGCGGGAGUGGAGCUGGAUAAGUGGGCUGCAAAUCAUGCUGAUUUGCUUCCUUCUCAAGCUGCGCAGCGUGAGGAUGACAAGAUAAAGUCUAUCGCGGACGGAGAGUCGAUAAAGACCCUCGGAGUUAGGUGGAAUCAGAGGUUCGACGAAUUUAGUUUCACAACGUUGAAUUUCGAAGAUUAA